Messenger RNA from Antechinus flavipes (yellow-footed antechinus), 1045 nucleotides. It is a transcript of the gene LNP1, whose product is annotated as leukemia NUP98 fusion partner 1. The record is from RefSeq and is a predicted model, not a curated record. The coding region runs from base 231 to 794 and encodes 187 amino acids. The transcript has 3 exons. NCBI's taxonomy places the organism in Eukaryota, Metazoa, Chordata, Mammalia, Dasyuromorphia, Dasyuridae.
AGAAGGGGGAGCAGGUUAACUUAUAAAUAGACACUGCCUGAAGCUCUCCAUGAUGCAUGUCAUUAUUUUAUAAAUCUUUUUUUUUUUUUUUUUUGAGGAUCUCAUUAUCAGAGACCAAUUGGAAACUCCACUCUCUUCAUGUUUUGGAGAGAUCUUCUUGGAGAUCUAUUUUAAAAUAUUUUCUUCUAUCAUACUGAGUAACAAACUCUGCUGUUUUGAAUCGUCUGUACAUGGAAUAUGAAGAUGAUGAUGAUGUAUCUUUUGCCAAAUGGAUGAGCAGCUUCUGGGGCCACAGCUGGACUGAUGAAAAUGAGAAAGAAUUAAGAAACCACAGGGAACGCCGAGCCCAGAAAAUCAGAGAUCGAAGAACCUCCCUGCCUUGUCCAACACAGAUUGCUUCCCUUCCCAUGUCCAAUAUUCAUGGACCCCCCACAGUUGUUCCAGUUUCUGGCCAACCCAGAAGACAUUCUCAUGAGGACCAUGGAUUCCGAGGCCAUCAUCAUAUGAGGGCAGGCAAAAUGUGCUCUCAGAGCAGUGCAUUCCAGGGGCAAAUGAAACCCAAAGGCAGAUCACAUUCCAUCCAAGAAUUUUCAGAAGACUUUGAGCAGCAACUCUGCAUUAGAACCAAAAGAUCAGUCUCGUUAGAAUCUGAGGAUAGAAAGGAAAGAAAAGAUAGAGAAUGCCUGAGAAGCAGGACAGAAGCCCAUCAGAAAGCAAGGGAAAGAAGGAGAUCAAAGGAAAAGGAAGAGGAAGAAGCUAGCAUGGCAAUCCUGAGCACAAAGAGCCAUGAGUAGUUCAUUGUUUUCACAUGAUAACUAUAUAUAGAGUAGAUGAACCUUGUUUGGUGAAUAUUUUGGUUGAGACUGGAGAGUAGUAUCUAUAAAAGAAGGUAAUUACAUGGCAUUCAGAGUUGGAACCCGGGAUAAAAACAAAAUAAACCAAAAGCCUCAAAUUUUUGUCCACAUUUAUCAUUCAGCAUGUUUUCCCUCUGAUAUGUUAGUAAUCAAUCUCCUUUGUUUCUCUUUCAGGAAGAAGGGUACCAAUG